AUGGCUCAUCCCAUACAACUAGGAUUCCAAGACGCCACAUCACCAAUUAUAGAAGAAUUACUUCACUUUCAUGACCACACACUAAUGAUUAUAUUCCUGAUCAGCACCUUGGUACUAUAUACCAUCUCACUAAUAUUAUCAACUAAACUUACCCACACCAGCACCAUAGAUGCUCAAGAAGUGGAAACUGUGUGAACAAUCCUCCCAGCCAUUAUCCUAAUCCUGAUCGCUCUGCCUUCAUUACGAAUCCUAUAUAUGAUAGAUGAAAUAAACAAUCCACUACUCACAGUAAAAACCAUGGGCCACCAAUGAUACUGAAGCUACGAGUAUACAGACUACGAAGACCUAAGCUUUGAUUCAUACAUGAUCCCUACCUCCGACCUAAAGCCCGGAGAACUCCGACUGCUGGAAGUAGACAACCGAGUUAUCCUACCCAUAGAAAUAUCAAUCCGAAUAUUAAUUUCAUCAGAAGACGUACUUCACUCAUGAACCAUCCCCUCACUAGGACUCAAAACUGAUGCCAUCCCAGGACGACUAAACCAAGCCACCCUAACAUCCUCACGCCCCGGCUUAUACUAUGGUCAAUGCUCGGAAAUCUGCGGAUCCAACCACAGCUUCAUGCCAAUUGUACUCGAACUCACUCCUCUCAAACAUUUUGAAAACUGAUCCUCAUCCACGCUCUAA
Molecule: messenger RNA, 684 nt
Organism: Choloepus didactylus (southern two-toed sloth)
Lineage: Eukaryota; Metazoa; Chordata; Mammalia; Pilosa; Megalonychidae
Source: the annotation of a RefSeq genome assembly